AUGUGCUUCUGGACCUUGGCAGCAGAGAACCAGGUUAAACGAAUCCGUGAAAAAUACCUUCAUGCGAUCUUACGUCAGGACAUUGGAUGGCACGAUACUGGAAAGCAAUCCGAGUCGCUCACUACUCGCCUCAACUCGGACACCCAAUUGAUUUACGAUGGUAUGGCAGAUAAGGUCGGCUUGGCUUUGUCUAGCUUCACGACUUUCAUUGCUGGUUUCGUCAUCGGUUUCACCAAAGGAUGGAAGCUCAGUUUGGUUCUCCUGACCGCUGUGCCUCUCAUUGGAGCUUGUGCUGUCAUGAUGUCCAAGUUCACGGUUCAGAGCACCACCAAGGGUCAGGACUCUUACUCAAAGGCCGGAUCUAUUGCUGAGCAGACAUUCUCAUCCAUCCGUACUAUUGUUGCUUUUGGUGGUCAGAAGCGUGAGACCGAUGCUUACAUCAAGCAGUUGGACGAAGCCUUUAACAGCGGAAAGAAACGUGCUCUCGCCAUGGGUCUUGGUAUUGGAGGCUUCAUGAUUAUUUUGUUCUGCACCUACGCUCUUGCUUUCUGGUUCGGUGGCCGUGAGGUUCAUGAUGGUAAAAUGGCUUCUGGAGAGGUGUUGAACGUUUUCAUGGGUAUGAUCAUCGGCGCGUUCGCCCUUGGCAAUAUUGGACCUAACGUUUCAGCGUUCGCAAGUGCCCAGGGUGCUGCCUACAGUAUCUUUAAGACCAUUGACCGCGUCCCUACCAUCGACUCUGCCAGCCCUCUUGGUGCCAAGCCAGAAAAUGUUCAAGGACAUAUUGUUGUCCGCGAUGUUGAUUUUGCUUAUCCUUCUCGCCCUGAUGUUCAGAUUUUGAAGAAGAUGAACUUUGAAGUGAAACCUGGUCAGACUGUCGCUUUAGUUGGUCAUUCUGGAAGUGGAAAGUCUACCAUCAUCGGCCUGGUUGAGCGCUUUUACGAUCCUCUCUCUGGAACCGUCACCUUGGAUGGCGUCGAGAUCAAGGACUGGAAUGUUACUUAUCUUCGCGAUACUAUUGGAAUUGUUUCACAAGAGCCUGUUCUUUUCAAUGCCUCUAUCAAGCAAAAUAUUAUCUACGGUAUCCGUAAGGACCAAGCUGUGCCGACUGAUAAAGAGAUUGAGGAGGCCUGCCGUCUUUCUAAUGCACACGAUUUUAUCAUGAAGUUACCUGAAAAGUACAACACCAUGGUCGGUGAAAAGGGAGCUCUGUUGUCUGGAGGUCAAAAGCAGCGCAUUGCCAUCGCACGUGCUUUGAUCAAGAAUCCCCGUAUCUUAUUGUUGGAUGAAGCCACCUCUGCCCUUGACACCGAAUCUGAACGCAUUGUGCAGGCUGCCCUGGACAAAGCUGCUAAUGGACGCUCGACCAUUGUGAUUGCUCAUCGUCUCUCCACGGUCAUGAACGCGGAUGUGAUUUAUGUGAUGGACAAGGGUAUUGUUCUGGAAAGCGGAACACAUGAAUCUCUCUUAGCCAAGGGUGGUGUCUAUGCCGAAUUGGUCAUGAAACAGCAGCUCAAGUCUGGUGGCGUUGAUGUCGACAACGUAGUUCCCGAAUCUGUUGAUAAUACCUCAACUGCUGCACCCCAUAUUGCCAUUGCUGAUGAGAAAGUUGCUGCCCGUACCUCCACUGAUGAGCGUCGCAAGAGCUUCAGUUUCUCGACCAAACUUCGCCGCAUGUCCUCUGCUCGAUCCGUCCCUCGCUCCGAGAAGUCACUUCAGAGAGUUGACACAACUGUCUCUAUUCCUGAGACACCUGAAGAGGCAGAGGCUCGUAUAAAGCGAGAGAAGGCUGCCUCGAUCAAAGCACAAAAGGCUCCCAUCAUGCGUGUUUUAAAGUACAUGCGUCCAGAAUGGACACUCGUCAUCAUCGGUGCUAUUUUGAGCGGCGGUUCAGGUGCUAUUUUCCCAGCUUUUGCCAUAUUCUUUGGAGAUAUGUUGACCGUUUUGAUGAGACCUACCGAUCCUAACUUUACCAGAGAUGUCAACCAUAAUGCGCUCAUGUUUGUUGUCCUCGGAAUUGCGGCAUUUAUCUGUAAUGGAGGCUCUAUUUGGGUCUUUGAAUAUGUAGGCGAGGUUAUGGCUCGUCGUAUGAGAACUCGAAGUUUUAAGGCUAUCAUUUCUCAGGAAAUGGGCUUUUUCGACAGAGAGGAGAACAGCACAGGAGCACUUUCGUCGCGUUUGGCCACUGAUGCUUACCAGAUGCAUGAGCUCAUUUCUCAAAUCAUGAAGCUCUCCUUCCAGACCAUUGUCACCGUGGCCAUGGGUCUUGGUCUCGCAUUUGCCAAGAGCUGGCGUUUGACUCUUGUCAUUUUGGCAUGUAUUCCCCUUAUCGGUGCUUCUCAAUACUUUGCUAUGGGUGCCUUAGCUGGAUUUAGCAACAAGUCCAAGAAAGCGUACGAGCAAUCCGGACGUGUUGCUAAUGAAGCCAUCACCAACAUCCGUACUGUCGUCGCACUUGCAAAGGAGUCGACUUUUGAGGAAAAAUACCUUAAUAUUACGAAAGAACCUCAUAAAUUCGCGUUGCGCCGUGCCUGGCUUGGAUCUUUUGGUUAUGCUCUCUCACAAGGUGUAGCGUUCUGGACAUAUGCUAUCGGAUUUUAUGCAGGAUACCGUUUUGUGAUCGCUAAUUUGAUGGUUUGGGACGACCUUUUCCAGACCAUGUUCUAUGUGAUUUUUAUGGCUAUGGGUCUUGGACAGCUUGCUUCUCAGGCUCCUCGCUUCUUCAAGGGUAAGGAGUCGUCUAUCAAUGUCUUUGAGCUUUUGGAUAAACAGACGACUAUUGAUGCUCUCAAGGAUGGUAUUGCUCCAACUAAGGUUGAUGGAUCCCUGGGUCUCGAAAAUGUCGAUUUCCACUACCCUACCCGCCCUGAUCAGCAAAUCUUCAAGGGCGUCAAUGUCUCGGUUCGACCUUCACAAACAGUGGCAUUGGUUGGUCCCUCUGGAUGUGGUAAAUCUACAAUCAUUGCACUGUUGGAGCGUUGGUAUGACGUCUUGGGUGGCAAGGCUACAAUUGACAAUUACGAUGUUCGCGACUUGCAGCUUAACAACAUCCGUGAGCAUAUGGCUUUGGUCGGACAGGAGCCCGUCCUGUUUGAUAUCUCGAUUGGUGAUAACAUUCGCUAUGGUGUCCCUGAUGGCCAGACAGUGGAUGAUGAACAGGUCUUCGCUGCAGCCAAGGCCGCCAACAUCCAUAAUUUUGUGAUGUCACUACCUGACAAGUACGAAACCCGUGUUGGAGACAAAGGUUCUCAGUUGUCUGGUGGUCAGAAGCAGCGUAUUGCAAUUGCUCGUGCCUUGAUCCGUAAUCCCAAGAUCUUGUUAUUGGAUGAAGCUACUUCAGCCUUGGAUUCCGAAUCCGAGAAGUUGGUUCAGGAUGCAUUGGAUAGGGCACGUGAAGGUCGUACAACAAUUGUGAUUGCUCAUCGUCUCCGCACUAUCCAGGAUGCAGACUUGAUUCUUGUGGUCAAGGACGGCUCGAUUGUUGAGAGUGGACGGCAUUAUGAGCUUAUCUCGCGCGGUGGCCUUUAUGCCGACCUGUGCAAGAGACAGAACUUGGAAGUCACUCAUUAA
This is a messenger RNA of Lobosporangium transversale, 3567 nucleotides long. RefSeq names its product P-loop containing nucleoside triphosphate hydrolase protein. The record is from RefSeq and is a predicted model, not a curated record. The transcript is spliced from 6 exons. Gene Ontology annotation, cellular component: membrane. NCBI's taxonomy places the organism in Eukaryota, Fungi, Mortierellomycota, Mortierellomycetes, Mortierellales, Mortierellaceae. Bases 1 to 3567 code for a protein of 1188 amino acids. Gene Ontology annotation, molecular function: ABC-type transporter activity; ATP binding; ATP hydrolysis activity. Gene Ontology annotation, biological process: transmembrane transport.